Messenger RNA from Microplitis demolitor, 2100 nucleotides. RefSeq names its product stromal membrane-associated protein 1. Gene Ontology annotation, molecular function: metal ion binding; GTPase activator activity. The transcript is spliced from 7 exons. The coding region runs from base 329 to 1825 and encodes 498 amino acids. NCBI's taxonomy places the organism in Eukaryota, Metazoa, Arthropoda, Insecta, Hymenoptera, Braconidae. The record is from RefSeq and is a predicted model, not a curated record.
CGGUCACAUUAAACUUAAAAAAAUAAAUAACAAAAUAAGGGUUUAUAGUAAAUAAUAAUACAAUAAUCUGUCGCAGGCAGUCUGUUGGUUGGGUGUGCUGUUGUUUAAAAUUUUAUUAAUGUGUGUAUGUGUGCUUCUACUGGAUCAGUUUUGUUUAGAACUUACCAGCUUACAUCCAUACAUACAUACAUACAUAUGUACGUGCUUACGCGUAUGUAGAUGACACACAACACACUGCAACACACACACAAGCAAUAGUAUAGUGUUAGUGUAUAAAAAGGAACGAACUAAACAAAUUCAAGAUAAAUGUCAGGAUCUUCUUACACAAAUGCUUCGUGACGAAGACAAUAAGUAUUGUGUAGAUUGUGAUGCUAAAGGGCCAAGAUGGGCCAGUUGGAAUCUUGGAAUAUUUCUUUGUAUCAGAUGUGCUGGUAUACACCGAAAUCUUGGAGUCCAUAUUAGCAAAGUUAAAUCAGUCAAUUUGGAUACUUGGACACCGGAACAAGUUGUAAGUCUUCAACAAAUGGGAAAUUCUCGUGCACGUGCUGUAUAUGAAGCUAAUUUACCAGAUACCUUUCGACGUCCUCAAACUGAUUGUAGUCUUGAGAGUUUUAUUCGAGCUAAAUAUGAGCAUAAAAAAUAUAUUGCACGUGAAUGGGUACCACCGACAAUGCCAAAAGUUAAUUGGGACAAAGAAUUAGAUGAAGAAGCUGAAAAACAACGAAGACGAAAAAAAUCAUCAAUUAAAACUAAUGCUGAUCAAAACCCAUUGCCAUUAGUUAAAAAACCGGAAAUUAUGCCGCAAUUGCCAAAGCCCGGUAGCUCAGUCAGUCCAAAACCUCCUUCAAAGACACCAUCUAAUAGCACACCAACUCUUGAUUUAUUAGGACUCGAUAGUCUAUCUGCUAAAACAACAAAUAAUUCAAAUAAUUCUGGUGAUGACAUAUUCUCUUCCUUUUUGUCUGCAACACCUGUCACAUCUUCAUUAAAAACCGAUAGUAUUGAUAAUGCAGAAAAUACUUUGAGUAAUAAUGAAGCAAGUAAAGCUGAUGAAGAAAGUUUUUUCAAUCAACCAGCUCCAACACAAGAAGAAAAAAGUAAAAUGACCAAGGACAGUAUUCUUGCUCUCUAUGGUACUCAGCAAACUCCACAACAGCAACAACAACCUGUUUAUGGUCUUUCUAGUGGAAUUUACACCCAACAAACGCCUGGAAUACAACAAUUUUCUCAAUCACUCUCAGGUGUUGGAGUAUUUGGUCAACAAAAUAAUUUGGUUGGUCAACAACAACCAUUGCAACAACAAAUACAGCAGCAGCAGCAGCAGCAACAGCAUCAAAACUUAGUAAUGACUCCUUUGAUACAACAUAGCGUCAUUCCUCCACAACACGGUAUUGCAAUCACUAAUCAUCACAUUAAUUUAGCAACAAAUCCCAUAGGGCUCGUAGCAGCCACUAAUCAAUUGGGAGGCGGAUUACAAAUGGCUCCAAUUAAUCAAAUAGCUAAUUUAUCAAAUCCAACGAUGCUUAUGCAAACACAAAUGGGUGACAGUAAUGGUGUGCCUGUUAUUAAUAAACAGAUGGUUCAAAUGGGACCAGCUAAUAUUAUAAGUAAUAAUGGAUGGAGUAAUAUGUUAACAACGCAAAAUAUUCAGCCAUCACCAGGAAGUAACCCAUUCUUUAAUUUAUCCAACCAAACUUCUACAAAUAGUACUUUUCCAUCACAGUUGUCUCAGCAGAUGUCUCAAAUGUCCUUGGGUGGAUUGGUAGGGAAAUCAGCACCUGCUACACUCCCUGGUCAAACUCUCUCAACCAACUUGUGGCAGUAACGAUAUAUGUAUUUAGAUUUGGCUUGUUAAUUGAUCCAAUGUUAUAAAAUUGUAUUAAAGAAAGAAAAAGAAAAAAAAACGUUCAUACAUUUUAUUAAACUUGAUGUAUAAUUUUGAUUAAAGAAUAAUAAAUUUUAGUUGCAUGUUAAUAUUUUAAUAUGCGAUAAAUACAAAAUUUUAAAUAUUUAGCAAUGUCAACAAAAUAUCUUUCUGUAUUUAUUUAAAAUUUUGGCGAAUGCAGAAUUAAUGCAAAAUUAUAAUAGAUAAAAAUUAUC